AAAGAAAACCAAUAACCAGACCAGACCAGACCAGACCGUCAGGGAAAGGAGUAUUAUUAACUCUGGACUCUCCUCAGCUGUCAAUCUCUCUCUCUCUGUCUCUCGAUCUGGUUGGGGGGGUUUUAUAGGGUUUAAGCUGCGAUGGCUCUCUGAGCUUCUUAAUUUCAAAAUCCUUAUCGCUCUUACACGACGACGACUUUGUCAACGCUUCUUCUAACUCAAAAGAUUUUGUCAGCAGCUGGUUUGUGAUCUGAGAUGGCGACGGAGCAGAGCGGAUUAGAAAACCAGGAGAGCCAGCCAAACCAAGUGGCUCCUGGCUUUGUAGGAGCGAUCGAAGAACAAUACAAGAAACUAAGAGAUCACGCCGAGGCUUAUCCAUACGUUUGGGGUUCUUACACUGUUGUCUACGGCGGUCUUUUCCUUUGGACUGCUUAUAGAUGGAGGAAGCUUAGGAGAACCGAGGAUCGAGUUCGUGGUCUUCAGACUAAACUUAGGAAACUCGUCCAAGACGAACAAGCAGCAGCAGCAGCAACAGCUUCUAAAUCAGUAGACAAAUCUUCUUCAGUUUCUGACAAGACAUCAUCAGUGCCUUGAUUAGUUACUAGUUUAUAAUCAAAACACACUGUCUCUGUUAGACUCAUGACGAGAUCUGUUUUGUUACAAUGCUUUUGUUGUUUACCAGCAUAGGCUUAUUGUAUAAACUCAAAUUCAAGUACAACCAAUUCUAUAUCAGAAGGUUUUCACUCUGCUUU
Brassica napus (rape) is the source of this 752-nucleotide messenger RNA. RefSeq lists its product as uncharacterized. The coding region runs from base 256 to 594 and encodes 112 amino acids. The record is from RefSeq and is a predicted model, not a curated record. The transcript has 2 exons. Lineage: Eukaryota; Viridiplantae; Streptophyta; Magnoliopsida; Brassicales; Brassicaceae.